Molecule: messenger RNA, 828 nt
Organism: Phalaenopsis equestris
Lineage: Eukaryota; Viridiplantae; Streptophyta; Magnoliopsida; Asparagales; Orchidaceae
Product: ADP-ribosylation factor 3
Exons: 8
Coding region: 164-712 (182 amino acids)
Biological process (GO): vesicle-mediated transport; intracellular protein transport
Cellular component (GO): cytoplasm; Golgi apparatus
Molecular function (GO): GTPase activity; GTP binding
Source: RefSeq, a predicted model, not a curated record
AAUUGUGACGUCUAUCAAUUCGUCAGCUAAAGGCAGCAAGGACUUGCAAGCUCCCCCUUUUCGUCGAUUUGUAAUCGUUGUACGAGAGCAGGAGUCUGCUCUGUGGAUCUGGUGGCCAUCUCGCGCAAUCCGAGCUGUGGGAUCUAAUACUUCACGGGCGGCCAUGGGCAUCCUGUUCACUAGGAUGCUCUCCUCAGUCUUCGGUAACCGAGAGGCUCGGAUCCUCGUGCUCGGCCUCGACAAUGCCGGGAAAACUACAAUACUUUAUCGUCUUCAGAUGGGGGAGGUCGUCUCCACCAUUCCAACGAUUGGGUUUAACGUGGAAACAGUUCAAUAUAAUAAUAUAAAGUUCCAAGUUUGGGACCUUGGUGGUCAAACAAGCAUACGGCCAUAUUGGAGGUGCUACUUUCCUAAUACCCAAGCUAUCAUAUAUGUUGUUGAUUCAAGUGACACUGACAGACUGGUUACAGCAAAGGAGGAAUUUCAUGCUAUCCUGGAGGAGGAUGAAUUGAAAGGUGCAGUUGUACUAGUAUAUGCAAACAAGCAGGAUCUCCCCGGUGCACUCGAUGAUGCCGCAAUAACAGAAGCUUUAGAGCUGCACAAGAUUAAGAAUCGGCAAUGGUCCAUCUUUAAAACCUCAGCUAUUAAAGGAGAAGGGCUCUUUGAGGGUUUGGAUUGGCUUAGCAACACGCUCAAAGCCGGAGGUGGUUGAUGCACAGAGCGAAAGUUCGAGUUGCCAUCUUACAAGCUGAGUCUCAUCGUUCCUUCGUCGUAAAACUUACAUGAAGGACUCUGGUUCCUUUGCUUUAUUUAAUCAAUUCUUUCCCC